UCUGAAUCAUCACGUCAUUCGAUUGUCAAAGGUCAUCACACGGCACAUUUACUUAUGCUUACAUGGCUCUCGGUCUUUUCAGUUUGCUUGAGUCUUUAGUUCUUAUUCUUAAUGCAAUUUGUAUCCUCCACGAGAAAAGAUUUCUGUCUAAAAUUGGAUGUGGCCGGACAGAUAACGAGUACAGUCCUCCUACAACUGUGAAGUACCAAUUUUUAACGUUUAUCCACUCUGUUCGGACUGUAAUGAGAGUACCACUGAUAGGUGUUAAUAUCGCGAUGAUUGUUUUCAAGUUGGUCUUAGGAUGAUUCCUAUCCAAUAAUGAUAUCCGAAUGCUGCACGUCGAACUCCUUUUACCUAAUUCUAUUUUCAUAAUAAUUUAAAUCAAUGAUAAGAUCCGGCUUCGAAUAUCCGCCGACCAAAUGUUGUCUGAGCACUGUUUUCUACAUUUUACCUUUUUUGUAAGCGGAAAAUUAAUGAUAACCUUGGUUUUCAGAAGAUGCUUUUCUCUGAAUUCGGUAGUAAACAUGUCUCUGUCAGCAAAUCCUACAUUUUAAGAUACAAAUACUCACAUUCCCAUGUAUGUUUAUUUCUUCGUGUUCAUUUAAAGAUAAACCCACUUUGCACACAAAUAAAAAGUACUAAGUCUUGGAUUUGCCAGUCUAGUUUUUCCUGUUCUCCAUUGAAUACUUCCCUUUCAAUUACGGCUUUUUUUAGUUUUGUAUUUCUGUAAAAAAUUGGAUAUAUACUUCGGAAAAUAUCAAAGAGCAGUUGCGUUCCAGGGGGUGCAUUUUACCGUCAGGACAAAGGUCGCUGUUUACUUGUUUAAGGAACGGCUAAAUAUGUUUAAAGUCGAGGAAAGUUGUUUUUUGUCUCAAAACUUCACUGACUACUGACCAUCUGGAAUUUUUUUAACUACUUUGCAAACACUGGUUAAAACAGACCAUUUUUCUCAUCAAUCCCUAGUCAAAGAAAGUGUUCUAAAUCCUUUCAGGAUUUCAAUCAACGUUGGGAUGGUUGUACUUAUCCACACUAUUUAUUUCGUGCAAAAACUACAGACACGUGGGAAGGGCACCUAUUUGAUCAACAUAUUUGAAAUUAUCUCUAACAAACUAACAUGCAAUUGCGUAUUCUGUCUAAAAUUAAGCUACCUAAACCGAAAAGCCCACUUUCUCCAUUUUUGUUUAACCUUAUCAUAAAUAUACUGAUGGAAGUGAUGCUCUCGUCGACUGAAUUUUCGGGCAUUGAUCUCUUACCAGGAGGUCCACUUAUCGACU
Schistosoma curassoni is the source of this 1274-nucleotide messenger RNA. NCBI's taxonomy places the organism in Eukaryota, Metazoa, Platyhelminthes, Trematoda, Strigeidida, Schistosomatidae. The record is from the annotation of a GenBank genome assembly.